AUGACUACCUUUGACGACAUACUGGUGGAGGCUGGGACGUUUGGGCACUGCCAGAGGCGUGUAUUUGUUCUGCUUAGCCUGGUGUCAUUGCCGUUUGCCGGCGUCUACGUCGGCAUCGUGUUCCAGGGCUUCACCCCGGUGCACUGGUGUCAGGAUGCUGCGGUUGCUGAGAUGCGCCGGAACUGCGGCUGGAGUCCGGCCGACGCUCGCAGGCUGACCGUGCCGCUGGUCAACAGCUCCGGAGCGCUGGUCCAUAGCACCUGUGACCGGUACGAGCUGGACUGGAACAGCACCGGACUCACCUGCCACAGAGAGAGACCGGACCUCAGCGGCGUGCCUGUCACCCCCUGCACACACAGCUGGGAAUAUGACUACGAAGGGAGGCAAUCCUUUGUCACUGAGUUUGACCUGGUGUGUGCAGAUGGUUGGCUGGUGGACAUGUACCAGGCUACUCUUAAUGUGGGCUUCCUGGUCGGGAGCAUCGCCAUCGGGUACCUGGCUGACAGGUUUGGCAGAAAGAUGACGUUCCUGGUCUCCAGCCUGUGCAAUGGGAUCACAGGGAUUCUGGUGGCCGUGGCUCCUAACUACACCUCCACGCUGGUGUUCAGGACCCUUUAUGGCUUCGGAGUCAAAGGAGGCUGGAUGGCGGCAUACGUGCUGAUUACAGAGAUAGUCGGGGUGGAGUACAGACGGACGGUGGGAAUCCUGUACCAGCUGCUCUUCAGCGUCGGCGUUCUCCUCCUCCCUCUUCUGGCCUACUUCAUCACUGACUGGCGCUGGCUGCAGGUGGUCAUCACAGCACCUUACUUCCUCUUCCUCGCUUACUACUGGUUUAUCCCAGAAUCUCCAAGAUGGCUCUUCUCUCAGAACAGCUCGUCCCGAGCCAUGGAGAUCACUGAAGCCAUCGCCAAAGAGAACAACAAGAAACUCUCCAAAAACAUUGAGACCCUGACAAGUGAUCACGCAGACUCCUCCACUGCUUCCUUCAUGGACCUGAUCAGAACUCCAAAUAUGAGGAAACACACUUUAAUCCUCAUGUUCAACUGGUUCACCAGUGCUGUUGUCUACCAAGGCCUCAUCAUGCGAGUAGGAAUAGCAGGAGGAAACGUCUACAUAGACUUUCUGAUCUCUGGCCUGGUGGAGUUCCCUGCGGCCUUCCUCAUCCUCUUCACCAUCGAGCGCAUUGGCCGACGCUUGCCCUUCGCUGUCGCUAAUAUCGUAGCUGGGGUCUCCUGCUUUAUCACCGCCCUUCUACCUGACAGUAUGUUCUGGUUGAAAACAGUAGUUGCAUGCAUCGGCAGGCUGGGUAUCACCAUGACAUUUGAGAUGGUGGUGUUCGUCAACACAGAACUCUACCCCACAUUUGUCAGGAACCUGGGCGUGUCAGUGUGUUCUACUCUGUGUGACGUCGGAGGCAUCGUGGCUCCCUUCCUGCUCUACAGACUGGCUGUCAUCUGGCUGGAGCUGCCCCUCAUCAUCUUCGGAUUUAUAGCGCUCAUAGCUGGAGGUUUGGUUUUGUUACUGCCCGAAACCAAAGGAGUUGCUCUCCCCGAGACCAUCGAUGAUAUAGAGUUCCCUAACAGACAUAAGGAGGACCCACUGAAGAGCCAACACCAGACCAAGCUCUUACAGUCCGACGUGACGAGCACAGCAGAGCAAACCACCGUGUGAGUCUCCGACGUGGCCUCCGCUGUGUGUGUGUGUGUGUGUGUGUGUGUGUGUGUGUGUGUGUGUGUGUAGACAGUUUGUGUGACGCUACCCAACGUUGUUCAUCGUGACAUCAUCUCUAAUGACCACCUUAAA
Lampris incognitus (smalleye Pacific opah) is the source of this 1803-nucleotide messenger RNA. Its product is annotated as solute carrier family 22 member 2-like. The coding region runs from base 1 to 1671 and encodes 556 amino acids. Gene Ontology annotation, cellular component: membrane. Gene Ontology annotation, biological process: transmembrane transport. Lineage: Eukaryota; Metazoa; Chordata; Actinopteri; Lampriformes; Lampridae. The record is from RefSeq and is a predicted model, not a curated record. The transcript has 12 exons.